AUGUCGUCCGAAUAUGAUGAGAAGGCCAAGGCCGCCGACUCGACGGCCGCAGAGGAUCACUCGGGCGAGUUGAUUAACGCGUCCGGCCACGUCCAGGAGCUGGACCGGAACUUCUCUCUGUUGAGUAUCUGUGCUAUCGCCGUGACGACCGGUAACACCUGGAUUGCCCAGGGUGGCAGUGUCACGGUUGCUUUGAGCAAUGGUGGUCUGGGUGCCACGAUCUAUGAAUUUAUUGCUGUGUCGGUUUGCUACUGGCUAGUUGCUGCCUCAAUUGCCGAGCUGGCAUCAGGUAUGCCCUCAGCCAGUGGUGUUUACCACUGGGCUUCGGUUACUGCUGGCAAGUAUGGUCGCCCUUGCGGUUUCUUUGCUGGUUGGUGGAAUUGUUUGGCGUGGAUUCUGGGUGCUGCCUCCAUGUGUCUGAUCAUGGCCCAGCAGACUGUGUCUAUGUAUGCGUUGAUGCACCCUGACUUCGUUCCCCAGACCUGGAACGUUUUUCUCAGUUUCAUCAUCUGCGCUUGGGUCUGCUGCUCUAUCGUGUUGUUCAUGAACCGCUGGUUGCCCUUCAUUGGUAACAUUGGCAUGUUCUUCAUCCUGUCUGGUGUCUUCAUCACCAUCAUUGUCUGCGCUGUGAUGCCCCAUGUCAACGGCACUGGAUACAUGUCCGACAAGGAUAUUUGGCAGAACUGGCAGAAUCCUACUGGUUACACGCAACAGGGCUUCGUCUUUGUCAUGGGUAUGCUCAACGGUGCUUACAGUGUCGGUACCCCUGACUGCUCUUCACACUUGGCCGAGGAGAUCCCCCAGCCUAGCCGUAACAUCCCCAAGGCCGUGCUUGCCCAGAUGAGUGUCGGUUUCGUCACUGGCAUCCUUUACAUGAUCGCCAUUUUCUACUCUAUUCAGGAUCUCGAUGCUGUCACUGGCACCGGCUACAAAUUCCCCCUGACUGAGAUCUACCACCAGGCGACCGGCACCCGCGGUGGUGCUUUGGGCCUCCUGAUCAUUGCCUUCAUUCCCACCUUGAUCACUGCAUCUGGCUGCUUUAUCACUGCUGGUCGGACCCUGUGGACCCUCUCCCGUGACCGUGCCACUCCGUUCCCCAAGUGGCUCGGCCGCAUCAACAGCACUUUCCACAACCCGUUCAACGCCACCCUGACCUGUGGUGUGUUCAUCACUAUCUUGGCCUGCAUCUACCUUGGCUCGACCACUGCCUUUAGCGCCUUCGUUGGCUGCUUCGUCCAGCUGUCGUCUCUGUCCUACUUCAUGGCCAUCUUCCCCCACAUCAUGACUCGCCGCUCCUCGUUCGCUCCCGGAUACUUCUUCAUGAACAACAAGAUCGGAUACAUUGUCAACUCUCUGUCCUGCGUUUACAUUCUUGCCUUCGUCGUCAUCUUCUGCUUCCCCUACUAUCUGCCCGUCGAUGCUUCCACGAUGAACUACGCCAGUCUGAUGACCGGCGGUCUGACUAUCUUCGUCACCGUCUGGUGGUUCGUUCGUCAGGGCUCGUACGAGGGUCCCAAGAACAUCCCUUUGAAUGACAAGGAUGUGGCCCAUGCCGCUGAACUUGCCCACUAA
Molecule: messenger RNA, 1572 nt
Organism: Penicillium subrubescens
Lineage: Eukaryota; Fungi; Ascomycota; Eurotiomycetes; Eurotiales; Aspergillaceae
Exons: 2
Coding region: 1-1572 (523 amino acids)
Biological process (GO): transmembrane transport
Cellular component (GO): membrane
Molecular function (GO): transmembrane transporter activity
Source: RefSeq, a predicted model, not a curated record